GUUUCAACGUCAACAUCGCCACCUCUAAACUAUUACAUCUUGUUUUCAUACCCUAAUAUUCUGCGAUACUUUAUCGCCUGUCCGAGUCUUCGAAGGCGCUAUGCCAAAGCUUUUCCUGCCUCCCCGCAAGAUAAGCGAGCCAUCAAAAAACACCUCCGCCGCAUCUUCUACGCCUGUCGACCCUGGCACCGGUUCCUCUCUUAACAUAUCAUCCUCGUUGCCGCCUACUAAUGUUCCUGUGGUGAAUCCAAAUACCCGUAUACCCCCGGCUCCGCCGUCGAAUACCGGCGUCGUGCCACCGACUCUGGCCCUGCCAUUAUCUCCAUUAUUUGCGGAUGGGAACCCUCACGGAAAGGCUAUUACCCCCCCGACUCUCGCCAGGCCUUCUCCUGGCCAAAAUCGAAGGAAAGGCCCUCCUAGGAUUGUGGCAUGCGUCUCCUGUCACAGACAGAAGAAAAAGUGUGCGGGGGAACGGCCUUGUGCGCGCUGUGUGGCUCUCGGGGUAGCCUGUAAGGAACAAGAAAGGCCUGAUGAUGGAUUUCAGUACAUUCGGAAGAAGAAGAAGUUGAAAACCGCGAAAACCCUGGAUCCAUUACCCCAGCUUCCGCUUCACCCUCUAAACCAUCCCACCCCCUUUCCGGGUAGCUUGUGGACCUCCAUGGGCCAGCAGGCAAGUCAUGAUAGCCCGGCUUAUCAGAACCAACUUCCGUCGCCUUCGCCGUCGUUGACAAUGAUCCCGGUGGAAAUGAUGAACGUCGUGACCGAAGCCCACAAGCGGCCAGUGGUGACGUGACCCAAUGCGACGAUGACGAAUCAACUCCAACACCAACCCCAGUCUCGAUUGAAGCACCCCCUUCUCCAUCCCCCGAGCCAGACUCAGUCGCAAACCAGCCAACUUCACACCCCAUUUCUGACUAUUUUGGCACUGCUCCUGAAGCCGUCUUUGGUCCAGCUAAUCUCGACCUUGGCCUUCUCGCUGACUUGGAGGCCGACCUUGAAUUGGACCUUGAGUUGUUUGGGUCCCCUGAAAACGAGGGUUCUUCACUAGGUGGUUGCAACGCUGUUGGUACCCCAACUAUUAGCGAGCAGACUGAGAGUACAACUCAGUUGGGCGAAGGUGGGGGGGGUGAGACUGCCGGUAGCGGUGGAUUCUCUGAAUUAGAGUGGGAAGCAUGGAACAAGAAAUAUUCUUCUGCCGACGUGGCCCAUUCUUCUCCGUCCUUUCUCGAUCUCGGCGAUGGGUUCGAUUUCCUUGAGCCCCCAACUCCUAACUCACCUGCACCAAUGACUCCUGCCCAUCAACACACGCCGCAACCGCAACUGGAAGAUACCACCGUCACAAAUACUGCCCAGCAACCGACACCCGAGAAGGAGGGAGACAGACAAAGUGAGGGGGCUGCUUGAUAGGGGUUUGUAUUCCUGAAUGUUAUCCCCGUCAAAGAAGGUUAAUACGUAGCCUGGUGUGGGAAGGGGUAUCUAUUUUUCUAGAUGUUUCAGCUAUGCAAUUGGUAUGAGGUCCGAGGGGGGAAAAAUGGUAUGCCAAAGGUCUGGGGGGGAGAGGGGAGACAAAAUGGGUUGAAUGGUUAAGCUCGUCCUUCCUUGUCGUCUUCGCCUUUCGCGGCAAACCGACACUGGGGGAGGCGUAGCGGAGGGGUGAUCACCAAUCAGGUACAGUAGUCAUAGCCAGCGCAACAAAGUUUCCCUACCUUAAG
Messenger RNA from Tuber melanosporum (Perigord truffle), 1712 nucleotides. RefSeq lists its product as uncharacterized. The record is from RefSeq and is a predicted model, not a curated record. Bases 101 to 793 code for a protein of 230 amino acids. Gene Ontology annotation, biological process: regulation of DNA-templated transcription. The transcript is spliced from 3 exons. Gene Ontology annotation, molecular function: zinc ion binding; DNA-binding transcription factor activity, RNA polymerase II-specific. NCBI's taxonomy places the organism in Eukaryota, Fungi, Ascomycota, Pezizomycetes, Pezizales, Tuberaceae.